Molecule: messenger RNA, 3009 nt
Organism: Drosophila takahashii
Lineage: Eukaryota; Metazoa; Arthropoda; Insecta; Diptera; Drosophilidae
Product: F-box and leucine-rich repeat protein 13
Biological process (GO): SCF-dependent proteasomal ubiquitin-dependent protein catabolic process
Cellular component (GO): SCF ubiquitin ligase complex
Molecular function (GO): protein binding
Source: RefSeq, a predicted model, not a curated record
ACCAAGUUUGAAGUACAUGAACGGUUAAUAAAAUUUUGACAAUCCAAUCCACAUAAAAAGGGAACUCCAGGAAAGGCAGUUGAAAAGAAAUAUCCAAACAAAGCAUAGACUUAAUUAAAGGUCAAGAUUUAAUAGAGUUGCUGCAUGGGGAACAGUCUGAUAACGAGUGGAAAACCGAGUCAGCGCCGUGAGAAGAGGCUUUUCGAGAGGCUGAGCUGCAGCUACGCUCAGGCUCCCAAUAGAAUGGAGUUGAAUAUGAAUCCCCUGCUGGCUCUGGCCCGCUCCAUUGCGUCGCCUCCCACGCCACCGCUCACCCCGGAGAAACUGGACGCGGGUAAGGAGGAGGGUCACCCAAAGGCUGCCAUCGAAGAGCUGCCCAACGAGAUGUGGCUGGAGAUCAUGUCGUACCUCUCCUACAACGACCUGCAGCAAUUCCGCAUGGUGUCCUGGCGAUGCCGAGAUCUAGUCCAUCGGCGCCGCUUCAUGGAGAAGGGCAAGGUGAUAGUGACGCAACACAAUCUGGAGGCGAUCCACAAGCAUGCGAAGGGAAAAAACUGCUACUUGAGCUUCGAGCGGAUCGAGCUGCGUAAUCUCCGCCAGUGCUGCCAGCUGGAGAACUUCCUGCGUCUCGUGGGCCACGAGGUGAAGCAUCUCCAAGUGCGUCAUGCUCCGGUUUUCCGGAAUUUGGAUGGCAAGCUGCCCAACCUGAAGGUGCUGACUAUUGCCACCACCAGUUCCAUGGAUGAUCAGCACCUGAAGGCAGUGGAUGGCCUGGAUAUGAAGCAGUUUGCCCACCUGGUGGGCUUCGAAUGCGAUGGCGUCAGUCUGGACUCCUCGCUGAAGCUUCUAAUGCUGCUGCAGUUGCGUCGAAAUGAGAACAAGGUGCAGCUGCGUCACCUGCAAUUCGAGUUCAGGCGGAACAACGAGAGCGCUCUGCUCGAUGUCCUGCGGGAUCAUGCGGACACUCUGGUGUGCGUGGACAUUUUCUUCAGUUGCUCGCCGGGCAUUGACACGCGGGAGUGGUGUCAGGCCUUCGAAUCGAUGCACAAUCUGCGCACUCUCAAGCUGUCCGGAAAUUGUCAUCUGGUUCUGCUGGAGGCCGUCCUAAGAGCCGUACCAGAAUCAGCACCCAUCCGUCAAUUGGAUUUAACCGGAAUGCUGUCGCUCACCAACGAACUGCUCCUCUAUAUAGCGGGCAAAUGGCAGAGCACUUUGAAGGUGCUGGAUCUAAUGUUCUGCGUGCAACUGAACGUGAAUUGCAUCGAUGCAUUGAGGCAGCUGAGUGGUCAGCUGGAGGCCUUGACCAUGGCCUACUGCAGAGAAUUAACGGGAAUGGGCUUGGUUCAGGGACUGGCCGGUAAUAUGAACUAUACCCUGCAAGAGCUUCAUCUGGAGGAAACCAUAUUUUUGGACGAGAACUCCAUGUGUCAACUGCUGGAGAGGCUUCCCAAUCUGCGACGACUCAGCUUGGAUAAUUGCCGUCAAGCGGUGACAGAUCGCACCAUGGCAACUAUUUGCAAGUACCAAACGAAGUUGCGCAACCUUAACAUCGAUUACUGCGUGAAGAUAACCGAUCAAGGAUUGAUUGGCUACGGUGAUACACCUUAUCCCAUCAGUCGGUUGCGCGGAUUAAAGGAGCUAAAUCUUCGGGGCUGUCGCAACCUCACGGAUAGUGCUUUGCAAAUAGGCCUCAAGUUGCCGGAACUGCGAGCCCUUUCUCUGGGCUAUUGCUCCCGACUUACAUCGGAGGGCUUUGAGGCCGUGACCCGGAAUUGCCCAUCUCUGGAGGCUCUCUGUGUGUCCAGCUGCAUGGCUGUGGACGAUGAGACUGUGCUGAGUAUUGUCAGCCAUCUGAAGCGUCUGAGGAUUCUUAACUUGAGCAACUGCAACCGGUUGACCCUGCAAUCAAUCCACCACGUCCUCGCGCACGGACACAAUCUGGUGGAGCUGAUUGCCUGCUCCAUUGACGGAAUGGAUCAUGAGCAGGCCCAGCGACUCCUGGAGGCGCAGAGACCGCAAAUGAAACAGGUCCUUCUAUAGCAGGAGAGGUACAUCCACUGACGGAGCCGAAACACUCCCCACAACGAGUGGGGGAGCCGCGAUGAUGAUCAGUUUGAUGACGACGAGACCGAGAUUAUCGAGAUCGUGGUUUAGAUUCGAUUAGGUUGAAGUUUAGCGUAAAACGUGUAUUGAUUUAUCCCUAAGAAAAUUACUUUAAGCACUUUAAAAGGUGAUACUUACAUUUUUAAAACCCCCAUUUGAUCGCUACUCUAAGAUCAGCCACAACAGAAGCCAAAUAUCAAAGUACAAGUAUUCCUCCCACCCAAAGUAAUCUGACCAUUUCAACAGUUAAUGAUUUAUCAAGCACAACUGAUAUUUUUUUAAAAGUUCAUAUUUUAACAUUUAAUUUUAACGAAUCAAGCAAUACCCACAAGCGAAGACUUCUUCAUAGACUUAAUUUAUACCUAACCGACGGCCAUAAUAACAGUCCGUAGAGCUUGCAUUUCUAUAUACAUAUUUAAAUGUGGUUGAUAAACGAAACAAUACUUCUACAAAUAAUACUUUGAGUGUUGUCCAAGUCAAUAUAUUAAUCUGAAUGUGUCUAGAACUUUUAAACAAUAUGAAGAAUAAGUAACUACGGUUGAUAAAGGGACGAGUUUGCGAAAAGAGGCUGUUAGAAUAAGUUGACGUUUAAAUAAUAACCAACCGUUUUCAGAUAUAUUUUAAUUCCUAGAUAUAAGAACAGUUUUGAGAAAAGUUUUAAAUGAAACCGUUUGAUAUAGGUAUAAGGGAAGCCAGACUUCACCGAUAAGACAGAAAGGAACUUUUGGAAUAUAUUCUUUUGAAGAAUUUUACUUAACUUAAUCAGCUUUUAAACAUUUAAUAAAUGUUGCAUGUGUUAUAAGCUAAUCGAAAUGUAACCGAUAUAAAAUCCAUGAAAGGGGAUUAUUUUAAGAAGUAUGCUAUGAUAUUCAGCUUCUUUUGAAGAUCCCUAAUAAACACAUAAUA